AUGGGCACAUCAAAGUCUCGAGCCUCUGCAAAGGCUGCCAAAGCCCCUCCAGAUGUUCCUGCACGUCUCAUUCCCCCAAAGACCUUUGUUCUCGACAAUGGCGCAUAUACAAUGAAAGCGGGCUGGGCCUGCGAUCCCUCCGUCUCCUCCGAGGAAGCGCUAUCCCACUGCGUCACGAUACCGAAUGCGAUUGUCAAGACACGCGACAACCGAGUAUUUACUGGGGCUCAGCUGAACACCCAUGUCACGGACUGGAAUGAAGCGGUGUUUCGGCGCCCGGUGGAGAAGGGAUACGUCGUGAAUUGGGAAGCGGAGAGGGAGAUCUGGGAACAGACGUUCUUCGAGGAGAAGGCGACACCUCGAAACAAGCAGCUUCGGAUCACCAAACCGGAAGAAACCACUCUGAUUCUGACGGAGGCUCCAAAUAAUUUACCAGUGCUGCAGCGCAAUACGGACGAGAUGGUGAUGGAGGAGUGGGGCUUUGGUGGUUAUGCGAGAUGUUUGGGCCCGACCCUGAACGCCUGGAACGAUGUCAAUGCGCUAUUCGGUGAUCCCCUCGCCAAGAACGAUGCCGAGGUGUUGCCCAAAGACUGUCUCCUGGUGGUGGAUUCCGGAUACUCGCAUACGACAGUCACUCCAGUCUACAAGGGCCAGCCUUUACAACGAGCCAUCCGUCGACUCGAUGUCGGUGGCAAACUUCUCACCAAUUACUUGAAAGAAAUUGUCUCAAUGCGACAAUACAAUAUGGUGGACGAGACAUACAUCAUGAACGAGGUCAAGGAAGCCGUCUGCUUUGUCAGCAACGAUUUCAACAGCGACAUGGAACGGACGUGGAAGGCAAACAGACGGCGCGAAGAUAUGCAAAGUGUGGUUGUCGAUUACGUUCUACCUGAUCCCAAUGCCAACAAGAAGGGCUUCAUGCGGCCUCAUGAUCCGCUAUUACACGCCAAGAAAAAGAAGGGUGCCCUCUCAGGUCUCAGUGCAGAUAUCUUGUCAGAAGAUGUCCUUGUCCUCGGCAAUGAGCGAUUCACUGUUCCCGAGCUGCUAUUCACCCCCAGUGAUAUCGGUAUGCAGCAAGCUGGAAUUCCCGACAUGGUUCUUCAAAGCAUUUCUGUUUUGCCUCCUGGCUUGCACGCCGCUUUUCUGGCAAAUGUCCUCGUAGUUGGGGGUAACUCUUGCAUUCCUGGAUUCAUGGAGAGAUUUGAAAACGAUCUUCGAGCAAUUGCUUCUUCUGAAUGUGUCGUCAGAGUACGACAGGCCGAGGAUCCAUUCCGCUCGGCUUGGCUUGGUGGCUCUCGAUUUGCAAGUAACCGUGAGGAACUGGGGAAGCUGGUGAUCACCCGACAGGAAUACCAAGAAUAUGGCUCUGGUUGGGCGACCCGGCGAUUCGCUGGGCUGGUGUAA
Molecule: messenger RNA, 1404 nt
Organism: Penicillium oxalicum
Lineage: Eukaryota; Fungi; Ascomycota; Eurotiomycetes; Eurotiales; Aspergillaceae
Gene: arp6
Product: actin family protein
Exons: 4
Coding region: 1-1404 (467 amino acids)
Cellular component (GO): Swr1 complex
Molecular function (GO): nucleosome binding
Source: RefSeq, a predicted model, not a curated record